AUGACCGCCUUAGCGCCAGGUGCUCGGUCCUCUGAACAGUCGGCACGCGAGGAGGUCCUGCAGCUCCAUGACGUUAUAUGCAUCAUACUCGAACAGCUCGCGGCUAUCCGGCAACCCUCUCUAAAGCGCAUCGAACGGCGAGAUGGACGUGAGGUCGCGAUCGUUGACUUUGGUUGGCUGAGCGCCAGAUUGGUGUGCCGCGCAUGGAAUCUAGCAUACCAAAAAGUACGGCCUGUAAUCUUCGCCGAACAACUUGCCGCCAUACCAUACGCCCCAGCGAUCCAAUACUUUGCAUCCUACGUAACAGGGACCGCUCGCUUGGAUCUCGACGCGAUCUUCAAGCUGUCCGCUUCCCGUCCUGAGCUGAAGUCUCGCAUUCUCGACGAAACGUUGACGGCAGACUGGUCGAAGAUGGCGAGCACACUCAACAUCACUCUCGGCUACGCGGCCUCGGUCAAGUUUCCCCACAUGUACCUCACGCAUCACGGAGACGAUGUCGCAAGCCUGGCGAAGAUGGCCCUCACUGGAAUCAGUAGCUUGCCACUCACCAAUCUAACUCACUUGACGCUUGCAAUCCCCGAACCGCCGCCAGGAUCCGCUUGGAAGCCGCUUUCCCUCUCGCAGGUGAAGACAGCGCCGGUUCUUCGUCAUCUUCACUUGGUGGCAAUCACCCCUCGUCGAGACCACUAUAUCAGGACCGUCACCAUCCGUCAUGUGCUCGACGUGCAUGAGCUCAAAAAUUUCCUCGAGCCAUUCAAGUCGCUUCGGCGCCUGCUCGUGCAUGGAUUCGUCAUUUUCGACAAGGACUACUCUUACGCCCCCGACACGCCGCACAGUCCCGACGACCCGCCUUUGGAGCUCUCAGCCGACAUCGACGUGAUCUCACCCUCUAGCGUUGAUUCCAUCGACAUCCUGACAGCGCACAUUCACACGACCGGCGCUUUGAGCAUUAUCACAACCGUCAGUGACGACGCCCGCGUCCAUGACCGAGUUCGGUUCCUACGGGACAUUCAGUCGAUGACACGGAACGAAUCCAACGCUCUGACUGUCUACCAUUCUUCGUCCGCGGUCAUACUCUGCUUCCAUCACCUUCGCGCCGACGGUUCGUCGGACGCACGCGGCCUGAAUCUACUUCAUCCGGACUUUGUACGCGAAGUCGGUCUGGCCAAAGACGACCAUUGGCCCCAUCGGGCGAACAUGCAUUUCCAGUCCCCGCACGCCUUCACAAUAUGGCCCAUCGACAGGAGACACCUGAAGACUAUCGUCGAGAACUAUGCGCGCCGGAUCAAGUUCCUUGACAUCAGACGUCUCGGGUCGAUCGAGGAAUACAAGACUUGCAUUCCCUCCGAUGGCGUCAAUCUCAAAUGGGAACACUUGAGCUGUCACGGUGCCUACACCAAAGACUGGUCGAUCCGUGGCGACCACCGCUCUACGAUCGACGCGAUUAUAAACGUGAUAUUCAACGGUGCGCCGGAUGAAGAGGAAGAGGAAGAGGAUGCUGAGGAAACGGUGACAAGGCUCAAUGAGAUUGCCAGCCUGGGGUCGGACGCGUUUAGUGAUGAAGAGUACAUGGACGUGGAGGAGGAGGAAGAGGAAGAGGAAGAAGACCACACGACGUUGCCUGGAUUCAUGCGAUGGCUCGAGAGGUUGAUAGGGGACGGGGAAGGUGAAGGACAACAUGGGGGAGGGGAUGGCGUCACAUACGCCCACGACGCGACGUGA
Molecule: messenger RNA, 1722 nt
Organism: Peniophora sp. CBMAI 1063
Lineage: Eukaryota; Fungi; Basidiomycota; Agaricomycetes; Russulales; Peniophoraceae
Source: the annotation of a GenBank genome assembly